AGAGCGGAGUUGAGCGAGUUUCCCUUGGUUUUACAGAUUAUUAAAAGGAAAAAAAAUUGCCAUGCACGACGAUCCAUCGCUAAAUCCAGUUUGAAGAAGGGUGUGAAUCUUACAUUUAAACGUUUGAUAUCAGGUAGUCGAAGCGGUCGGGCUGUGAAGGCAAACAGCAGCUUAUAUGCAACCACCCCGAAUACUUCUCACAUCUGCAUGCCAUAAGGGAGCAGCACGCGCGCACCCACCCACCAGCUGAUCUGAACCACAACAAACCUCCUGGCCGGCGUGGACCUGGAUCUACCCGAACCAACAUUAUGGCAGAACGCAAUUCCACCGGAUUACUCAUGAUGAUGUUGGAGCCGUCACCGGCGAUCGCGAUGUCUCUCCCGGCGGAGGUGCGCGAGAAGCUGGCGGAGCUCGAGCUGGAGCUCUCCGAUGGUGACAUCACACAGAAAGGCUAUGAAAAGAAAAGAGGGAAAUUGUUGGCGCCCUACAUACCACAGAUACAAGGUGUAGAUCCCUCUCUGCAGCUAGAGCACAGGAUACAGACAUCACACGUGGCCCCUCCAGGCUCCAAACAGAACAAGUCCCGGGCAGUGAACUCAAGGGAUGAAUGCUUCAGAUCAGACCUGCACACAGAAGCAGUACAAGCAGCCCUGGCAAAGUAUAAAGAGAGAAAGAUGCCUAUGCCCUCCAAGAGACGCUCUGUUCUAGUGCAGUCCUCAGUUGAAGCAUGCACUCCCCCAGACACCUCCUCCGCAUCAGAAGAUGAGGGCUCGCUACGCCGGCAGGGACGGAUCGGCUCCUCAUCUCCUUACCAGGCGCACCCUAGCAUAGAGCACUGGUUUAACAGAGUCAUCCAGGGCUCGUCCACAUCAUCAUCUGCAUCCUCCACCUCUUCCCACCCCGGAGGGAGACCCCACCACGCCACAAACACCACCUCCGCCUCAGCUGCUACAGUACUGGCUGACCUCAUGGCUCAAACCCAGCUAGACAACCACAGCACCCCCCCGGAUGUGACAGUUCUGUCAGAGCGCUCGGUGCAUGCGGAGCAUCCACAGGUGGCAUCAGUGCGAGGGCUUCCACGUGGAUACACACACACCAGCGUCAUGGAGACUGCUGACGGCACUGACAGGGGAGAUGGGAAAGCCACAGAGGGCAUUCCAGUCAACAGUCGAGUGUCAUCUAAGAUUCAACAGCUCCUAAACACACUGAAAAGGCCAAAGAGACCCCCCUUACGAGAGUACUUCGUUGAUGAUUUUGAAGAACUUUUGGAUGUCCAGCAUCCAGAUCCAAACCAGCCCAAGCCUGAGGGGGGUGAGAUGAGAGCCCUGAAUGGGGAGCCGCUGGGGGUGGUCAUGAACUGUCCCCCAUCAUUAUUGGCCUCCUUGCAGCGCUGGGGCACGACACAUCCCAAGAGCCCCUGCCUCACGUCACUGGACAACGCUGGCAAACCCAUCUACACGCUCACAUACGGGAAGUUGUGGACUCGGAGUCAGAAACUGGCCUACACGCUGCUGAAUAAACUGAGCACUAGGAAUGAACCACUACUGCGGCCUGGAGACAGAGUUGCACUUGUAUUCCCCAACAAUGAUCCUGUGAUGUUUAUGGUGGCGUUUUAUGGAUGCCUCAUGGCAGAACUGGUGCCUGUGCCCAUAGAGGUGCCACUCACUCGAAAGGAUGCUGGUAGUCAGCAGGUGGGCUUUCUGUUGGGCAGCUGUGGGGUCACUCUCGCCCUGACAACUGAUGCCUGUCAGAAGGGUUUGCCCAAAGCACAGACCGGAGAGGUCGUCACCUUUAAGGGCUGGCCACGAUUGCUGUGGUUUGUUACUGAUGGAAAGCAUGUUGUUAAGCCCCCUAAAGACUGGCAUCCUCCAAUGAGAGACGCCAGCAAUGAGAUUGCAUACAUAGAGUAUAAGACGUGUAAAGAGGGCACUACCAUGGGCAUCACUGUGUCUCACUCAGCUAUGAUGUCACACUGUCAUGCGCUCACACAGGCCUGUGGAUACACAGAGGGUGAGAUCAUGACAAAUGUUUUGGACAUUAAACGAGAUGCUGGUCUUUGGCAUGGGGUCCUUACGAGUGUGAUGAACGGGAUGCAUGUGAUCAGCAUCCCAUACUCGCUUAUGAAGGUCAACCCCCUCUCGUGGAUCCAGAAGGUUUACACUUAUAAAGCACGUGUAGCAGUGGUGAAGUCCAGGGACAUGCACUGGUCACUUUUAGCCCAGCGGGAUCAGAGAGACAUCAGUCUCAGCUCUCUCCGCAUGCUCAUCGUUGCUGAUGGAGCCAACCCAUGGUCUAUUUCCUCCUGUGAUGCCUUCCUAAACGUAUUUCAGGCCCGUGGGCUUCGACCAGAGGUGAUUUGUCCCUGUGCUAGUUCCUCUGAGGCCAUGACUGUCACCAUCCGCAGGCCUCCAGAGAUGGGUGUUCCUCCUCCGGGUAAAGCAGUGCUGUCCAUGAGCGGUCUGAGUUAUGGAGUUAUCCGAGUGGACACAGAGGAGAAGCUCUCUGUCCUCACUGUCCAGGAUGUUGGGCAUGUCAUGCCAGGAUCCCUGGUGUGUGUAGUUCGGUUAGAAGGAACACCAUAUGUGUGUCGAAUGGACGAAGUUGGUGAAAUCUGUGUGAGCUCCAGCAGUACAGGCAUCUCCUACUAUGGUCUGCCAGGAAUUACCAAGAACAUAUUUGAGACUGUUCCAGUGACAGCAUCAGGGACUCCUAUAAGCGACAGACCCUUCACACGCACAUCUCUGCUGGGAUUCAUUGGGCCGGAUAAUCUGGUGUUUGUGGUGGGGAAGGUGGAUGGACUGAUGAUGGUGAGUGGACGGAGACAUAACGCAGAUGACCUAGUGGCCACCGUACUGGCAGUGGAGCCCAUGAAGUUUGUGUACAGAGGAAGGAUUGCAGUGUUCUCAGUAUCUGUGCUGCAUGAUGAACGCAUUGUUGUGGUGGCAGAACAGAGACCUGACGCGUCAGAGGAGGACAGCUUUCAGUGGAUGAGUCGCGUACUGCAGGCUAUAGACAGCAUCCAUCAGGUUGGAGUAUACUGUCUGGCUCUGGUACCUGCUAACACUCUACCCAAAGCCCCUCUGGGCGGCAUCCACAUCUCAGAGUCCAAACAACGCUUCCUGGAGGGAGCCCUGCACCCCUGCAACGUUCUCUUGUGUCCUCACACCUGUGUCACGAACCUGCCCAAACCAAGACAGAAGCAGCCAGGUACAGAGGUGGGGCCUGCUUCCAUGAUAGUUGGAAACCUGGUGGCAGGAAAGAGGAUUGCACAGGCCUGUGGUAGAGACGUAUCACAGCUGGAGGAUAAUGAUCAGUUCCUAUAUUUGCAGGAUGUUUUGCAGUGGAGGGCUCAGGCCACUCCAGAUCAUCCACUGUUUCUGGUGCUCAAUGCCAAGGGCACUGUGGCCAGCACAGCUUCCUGUGUACAGCUGCACAAACGGGCGGAGCGUGUGGCCGUAGCGCUGAUGGAGAGGGGCCGACUCAACACUGGAGACCAUGUAGCAAUUGUUUAUCCUCCGGGUAUUGACCUGAUCGCCACUUUCUAUGGCUGUCUGUACGCCGGCUGUGUUCCAGUCACUGUCAGGCCUCCACACCCACAGAACUUAACCACCACCCUGCCAACCGUUAAAAUGAUCGUUGAGGUCAGCAAGUCUGUGUGUAUUCUGACAACACAAGCAAUAAUGAAACUACUGAAAUCCAAAGAGGCAGGGGCUGCUGUGGAUAUUAAAUCGUGGCCAUUGGUCCUAGACACAGAUGAUCUCCCUAGAAAGAGAAUUCCUCAGAUCUACAAACCACCCACUCCAGAGAUGUUAGCCUACCUGGACUUCAGUGUGUCUACCACAGGAAUACUUGCUGGGGUCAAGAUGUCCCAUGCUGCCACCAGUGCCUUGUGUCGCUCUAUAAAGCUACAAUGUGAGCUGUACCCAUCUCGACAGAUCGCCAUCUGUCUUGACCCCUACUGUGGCCUGGGCUUUGCCCUGUGGUGUCUCUGCAGUGUAUACUCAGGCCAUCAGUCUAUAUUGGUUCCUCCUCUGGAGCUGGAGAGCAAUGCGUCUCUGUGGUUGUCUGCUGUCAGUCUGUAUAAAGUGCGAGUGACGUUCUGCUCAUACUCUGUCAUGGAGAUGUGCACCAAAGGCCUGGGCUCACAAACUGAAGCACUGCGGUUAAGGAAUGUGAAUCUGUCAUGUGUACGGACCUGCAUGGUGGUGGCAGAGGAGCGGCCCCGCAUCACGCUCACUCAGUCCUUCUCUAAGAUCUUCAAAGACCUGGGCCUCUCCCCACGUGCUGUCAGCACCACCUUUGGCUGCAGGGUCAAUGUGGCCGUUUGUCUUCAGGGAACCGCUGGGCCAGACCCCACCACGGUUUAUCUAGACAUGAGAGCCCUUCGGCAUGACAGGGUUCGAUUAGUUGAGAGAGGCUCACCACACAGUCUACCACUGAUGGAAUCUGGGAAGAUUUUGCCUGGAGUGAAGGUUAUAAUUGCCAACACAGAAACCAAAGGACCUUUGGGAGAUUCUCACCUGGGUGAAAUCUGGGUGAGCAGCCCCCAUAAUGCCACAGGAUAUUAUACUGUUUAUGGGGAGGAGGCAUUACAUGCUGACCACUUCAGCACCAGACUGAGCUUUGGUGACACACAGACAGUGUGGGCUCGCACUGGAUAUCUCGGCUUCUUACGUCGUACGGAACUUACAGAUGCCAGUGGAGAGCGCCAUGAUGCCUUGUAUGUGGUUGGGUCUCUUGAUGAGACUUUAGAGCUGCGGGGAAUGCGUUAUCAUCCCAUUGACAUUGAAACGUCUGUGAUAAGGUCACACAAAAGCAUUGCAGAGUGUGCUGUGUUCACAUGGACUAAUCUAUUGGUGGUAGUGGUGGAACUCGAGGGCUCAGAACAGGAAGCUCUGGAUCUUGUGGCGCUGGUGACUAAUGUGGUUCUGGAAGAGCAUUAUCUUAUUGUUGGGGUUGUUGUGGUGGUCGACCCUGGAGUCAUUCCCAUCAACUCCAGAGGGGAGAAGCAGCGUAUGCAUUUGCGGGAUGGCUUCCUUGCUGACCAGCUGGACCCGAUAUACGUGGCCUACAACAUGUGAGAAUGUCUAACAUGGAGGAACAGAACCAGAUGCCAGAAAAAUCUGCAUAUGCAAACAUGCACAUUUACAGAAGAGUGCAAAAGAGGACUUGGGGGGGAAAGUUUGGACAGUUUUGCCUCAUGGCUUUCUCUUCCACAAACAUGAAGAGUCCUUGAUGGAGCUAUGCAUUUUUUAUAUCAAACUGUGAGAAUGCCUUGAAAAUCUAACUGUAACUCCAGUGUAUCAGGGCAAAUGACUGCAAAUAUGGAUUCAUUUAAUGAUUUCUUGUGUGGCAUAACUAUGAGUUCAGAUUUCAUUCAAGCACACUUGUUCUGCACAUAUGACACAAACUGGUUUUGAAUGUUCCUGUGUGAAGAGGACUUGCCCUGUUGGGAAAAGGAGUGCCUGAUGUCAGAAGCAGGAUGCAGAUUCUGGGAGCAGUGUGCAGACCAUUGCUAUGUAUUACAAGGGCAUGUCAAACUUUGUAAUGCAUUUCAUUUCAUGGCAUUACUAUCAGCAUCGUUUUUUUUUGGUUUAUGCUCUUUUUAUUGCAGCACUACUGUUAGGAAAUGGAAUCGCAAAAAUAAUUGCUAUUGGUUGAACAUGUCUGUCAUUGUCCAAUCAAACAGAUAGUCCCGCCCCAAACCACGCCAAUGGUUGAGCCAAUGCUAACGCAUCAGUCUGGUUGUGAUGCUCAAACAAACAGAAAUGUGUUUUAAGUACAAUGAUGUAACUCACUGCUUAACUACCAUAGUAUGAUGCAUUGUUGGAGAAAUUAUCUAGCUAGUCACAAUUGUUUCCUGAAACUGUUAACUGUAACUAUGUCGUGCAUCCAUCCUUCGAACCAUGUUGGUUCAACAUAUAGAAGGGGUGGAGUAAAAAUAUCUGCUCAGAUUGAAUGGAUGUCAAAUUAGAGGUUGUAUACAUGGACACCAGAAAGCCGGUUAUUGCGAGAAAGCUGCUUAAGACAUGAAAGUGGCAUUCACAUGUGUGCGUAGUUGCCGUUCUCUUUACCCCUGUAUACAGUCAGGUCCAUAAAUAUUGGGACAUCUACACAAUUCUAAUCUUUUUGGCUCUAUACACCACCACAAUGGAUUUGAAAUUAAACGAACAAGAUGUGCUUUAACUGCAGACUUUCAGCUUUAAUUUGAGGGUAUUUACAUCCAAAUCAGGUGAACGGGACCAAAAGUAAUGGGACAAUUGGCUGCUCAGCUGUUCCAUGGCCAGGUGUGUGUUAUUCCCUCAUUAUCCCAUUUACAAGGAGCAGAUAAAAGGUCAAGAGUUAAUUUAAAGUGUGCUAUUUGCAUUUGGAAUCUGUUGCUGUCAACUCUCAAUAUGAGAUCCAAAGAGCUGUCACUAUCUGUGAAGCAAGCCAUCAUUAGGCUGAAAAAUCAAAACAAAUCCAUCAGAGAGAUAGCAAAAACAUUAGGUGUGGCCAAAUCAACUGUUUGGAACAUUCUUAAAAAGAAAGAACGCACCGGUGAGCUCAGCAACACCAAAAGACCCGGAAGACCACGGAAAACAACUGUGGUGGAUGACUGAAGAAUUCUUUCCCUGAUGAAGAAAACACCCUUCACAACAGUUGGCCAGAUCAAGAACACUCUCCAGGAGGUAGGUGUAUGUGUGUCAAAGUCAACAAUCAAGAGAAGACUUCACCACAGCGAAUACAGAGGGUUCACCACAAGAUGUAAACCUUUGGUGAGCCUCAAAAACAGGAAGGCCAGAUUAGAGUUUGCCAAACAACAUCUAAAAAAGCCUUCACAGUUCUGGAACAACAUCCUAUGGACAGAUGAGACAAAGAUCAACUUGUACCAGAGUGAUGGGAAGAGAAGAGUAUGGAGAAGGAAAGGAACUGCUCAUGAUCCAAAGCAUACCACCUCAUCAGUGAAGCAUGGUGGUGGUAGUGUCAUGGCGUGGGCAUGUAUGGCUGCCAAUGGAACUGGUUCUCUUGUAUUUAUUGAUGAUGUGACUGCUGACAAAAGCAGCAGGAUGAAUUCUGAAGUGUUUCGGGCAAUAUUAUCUGCUCAUAUUCAGCCAAAUGCUUCAGAACUCAUUGUGGACGGCGCUUCACAGUACAGAUGGACAAUGACCCGAAGCAUACUGCGAAAGCAACCAAAGAGUUUUUUAAGGGAAAGAAGUGGAAUGUUAUGCAAUGGCCAAGUCAAUCACCUGACCUGAAUCCGAUUGAGCAUGCAUUUCACUUGCUGAAGACAAAACUGAAGGGAAAAUGCCCCAAGAACAAGCAGGAACUGAAGACAGUUGCAGUAGAGGCCUGGCAGAGCAUCACCAGGGAUGAAACCCAGCGUCUGGUGAUGUCUAUACGUUCCAGACUUCAGGCUGUAAUUGACUGCAAAGUAUUUGCAACCAAGUAUUAAAAAGUGAAAGUUUGAUUUAUGAUUGUUAAUCUGUCCCAUUACUUUUGGUCCCUUAAAAAGUGGGAGGCACAUAUACAAACUGUUGUAAUUCCUACACCGUUCACCUGAUUUGGAUGUAAAUACCCUCAAAUUA
This is a messenger RNA of Xyrauchen texanus (razorback sucker), 7568 nucleotides long. RefSeq names its product disco-interacting protein 2 homolog A (gene dip2a). The coding region runs from base 309 to 5081 and encodes 1590 amino acids. Gene Ontology annotation, cellular component: cell surface. The record is from RefSeq and is a predicted model, not a curated record. NCBI's taxonomy places the organism in Eukaryota, Metazoa, Chordata, Actinopteri, Cypriniformes, Catostomidae. The transcript is spliced from 39 exons.